GCCACUCCAGUCGGCUGCAGCCCGCCGCCGAGACCAGACCAGAGUGCACGGCACUCGGCUUCCCCCCCGCAGAGUAUAGACGGCUCCAGGCUCUCGCACUCACGCUCGCGACUGCGAAUACCCCCCCGCGCGCGCCGGCCGUCUGUGAAUACAGACGAGACUCGCCGGCCCUGUGAACACCGCGUGGAACUGUGCAUAGAGCGACGGGCGGGUCCGUCCUCUGGCACUGUGAAUACCUGUGAAUACCCGCGCGCCGGCCCAUCCCGGUUCUGCGAAUACCUCGCGGCUCACCGUUAAUCCCCCUUUUGCUGAGGUCCGGCCGGCCCCGUCUGCUGGUCCGCCGGUGCAGUCUUGGUGCACGUGCUUGUGCGUGCCUUCGUGCGUGCGUGCGUGCGCCCCGGUUUCUGGGUGUGAGCUGGUGCGGUGCUGCCGAGCGACACAUCGUCCCCGCGCCGCUUCAUCUCUGUCGCUCUCGCUUUCGUCUUUGGCGACAAGCUCUUGCUGCCGACCAGCCGAACAAGGACCCGGCACUCGGAUAUAUCGUUUCGCGCACGAGAUGCGCCGGCAGGCCGGGAUGAGCCUGCCGCCCCGCCCCGCGCCCCUCUAGGGCGCCGCUGGGGGCUCACCAUCGCUGCGCACCAAGGAAUCGGCUCACCAUGACGAACCUUAACCGGAUCCGCGUCGUGGUCAUGGGCGGCGCGCGGGUCGGCAAGUCGGCCGUGACUGUGCGCUACCUGACCAAGAGGUACAUCGGCGAGUACAGCUCGAGUACAGAUUUCCUGUACCGGCACUGUGUCACGUUCGACAGCGUGACCACCGAGGUGGAGAUUUUGGACACGUCCAAGUGUGCGGCUAUGGGCUGCCUGGACGAGCACCUGCGCUGGGGGGAGGCCUUUGUCGUGGUGUACUCGGUGUGCGACGCGCUGAGCUUCCACGACGCCCGAGACCUCCUUGAGAAGGUAGCCGCCGCCAAGCUUCCGGGCUACUGCACCACUCUGCUGCUAGGCAACAAGCGAGACUUAGACCACUCCAGGCAGGUGGCUGUGGACGCAGGGCAGGAACUGUCGUUGCAGUUCGGCUGCCAGUUCUACGAGGUGUCAGCCGCCGAGCACUGGGCCGGCUCGUCGCUCGCCUUCCAGUCGCUGUUGCGGGAGGCGCGCUCGCUGCAGCUGCUCCGCACCCUGCCCAUCCGGCGCAAGCUCGGCGUCAACUCGGUGUCCAAGGUCCUGGGGAACAUCUUCAGCAAGGCGGCGGGAAAGCGGCCCCAGGACCGGAAGAAGCGGCCCUCGCUGUCCAUCUGAGGGACCUUGUUGCGGGAGGACCUUUCUUGAGUGGCGUGUGAGAACUGAGGUUGUUUCAAAUUGCCAAAGAAUUGUUAAGUGUUGUUGGUUUCCAAGACGGUUUUCACUUUCACCGUGUUUUUGUUAACAUGUUUGAAGUGUUGUUGUUUUUAAAUCGCUCAUUUCGUAAUAUUUAUUUGAUAAAGUAGUUUUCCUUAAGGUUUGGUUUUUGUUUUGGCAGACAACCAGUCUACUCUUCCCUUCCGUUCGCGGGAAUCGUAGCGCUUCCUUGCAUUAGACCCUCGCUCUCAUGCCCCCUCCCCUCUUUACUCAGUUGGAUGCAGUAGAUAAAUUAAAAAAUAAAACUGGAUGAUGGAAAACUCAGCAGUUUAUUGAAUCGUGACAAAAAGAGUUAGUGUUAUAGAUAACCGCGAUACAAUUGCAUUCAACCUUAUUGAGCGUUGCGCCUCCGUAGUUACCUAUGCAGCAGUGCGGACGUAAGGUCGAGAUGGUCUCUUUUUCUUUUUAGAAUUUAUUGACAGCUUUGCUGUUUUGUUUUCCUUCUGGAGGCCUCUUUGUCCUUCCGUUCGCACGGGAUUCUGUGAUAGCUCUUCAUGUGAUAAAAUAAGGACUAAUGCAAGACUGAUGAUUUUAUUUGUACACAACUGUCAAGAAACAACAUAAUGAAAAAGCAAAACAAAUUACUGAUGAUAUUUUCUGUUAUUAAACUUUAAGAUUUAAAUUUUAAAGAAUCAGCCUUUCGUGAGAGAAUAUAUUUUUUGUGUAUUUCAAGAUUUUUUCUAAAAAAUGCGCGCCUGUUCUUAAAGAACUUUUGCAGUGACAUUUAAUAUUGUGCUUUAACAAAACAACUACUUUGAGUUCGGUUCCUCAUUGGAUCUCUCAUCCUCAUAAAUUGCGAGGAAACAUGUUUGUACAAAAGGAUAAAUGUAAAUAUUCAUCGUAAAUAGUAUAUAUAAUUUCCUUGCUCAGGUUUAAUUGUACAGUAUUGCUUGUAAAUAAAUCUUAAGUAUUUUUUCAA
Molecule: messenger RNA, 2319 nt
Organism: Frankliniella occidentalis (western flower thrips)
Lineage: Eukaryota; Metazoa; Arthropoda; Insecta; Thysanoptera; Thripidae
Product: ras-related and estrogen-regulated growth inhibitor-like
Exons: 6
Coding region: 657-1301 (214 amino acids)
Molecular function (GO): GTP binding; GTPase activity
Source: RefSeq, a predicted model, not a curated record